CUGUGCAAAUUGCACCAAGUAGCUAGGCAUGUUCUAUGGAGUCUAUAAUGGGCGACUUUUUUUUUUCUUUCUGGAUGCGAAAUUAUCAGACCUGCCCAAAUUUCUGAGCGGUGGCUUAGAUUCAACCCAGCCAUCGCAAGACCGCUCGCCUAAAGAGGACCGUACGGCGAAUACGCAAAAUCCCUCCUUCUCCCUUAGAUUUCGCUAUGUCCGGUUCAUUCCAACGCCAAGUCGAAGUCGGCCGUGUCGUCCUUAUCAACUACGGUGCUGAUGCUGGCAAGCUCGCUGUCAUCGUCGACAUUGUUGACCACAGCCGUGCCCUCAUCGACGGUCCCACCACCGGUGUCAAGCGUCAAGCUUUUGCCUACCGUCGUCUUACCUUGACUCCUUUGGUUGUCAAGGACUUGCCCCGUGCUGCUGGUGCCACCGCCCUCAAGAAGUCUCUUGAGAAGAACGAGACCAUGGCUGCCUGGAACAAGACCGCAUGGGCCCAGAAGCUCGCUAACCGCACACAGAGAAAGAACUUGGGCGACUUCGAUCGUUUCAAGCUUUUGAAGUUUAAGAACCAGCGUCGUGCUGUUGUUGGACCCGCUGUUGCUGCCCUUAAGAAGCAACAAGCUUAAGCGUUAACGUCAUUCCCUCCAACAAUUUGUUUCUCUCAAAAUAAAUAACGUUUUCUUCAAGAGGCCA
Umbelopsis ramanniana AG is the source of this 690-nucleotide messenger RNA. RefSeq lists its product as uncharacterized. The record is from RefSeq and is a predicted model, not a curated record. Gene Ontology annotation, molecular function: structural constituent of ribosome; RNA binding. Gene Ontology annotation, biological process: ribosomal large subunit biogenesis; translation. The transcript has 3 exons. Gene Ontology annotation, cellular component: ribosome; cytosolic large ribosomal subunit. Lineage: Eukaryota; Fungi; Mucoromycota; Umbelopsidomycetes; Umbelopsidales; Umbelopsidaceae. Bases 207 to 623 code for a protein of 138 amino acids.